AUGAAAUACUUAUACCUCCAGCUCCUCUGUGUACUCACAAUAACUGAACUUAUCUUCACCUGCAACGACAAACAGCGUGAAGUUAAUGGACGAUGCUGCAACAUUUGCCCUGAAGGGGAAUUUUUGUUUAGUCUCUGCAACGAGACCAACCAAACCCACUGUAAACCAUGUCCUCCGGGCCACUUCUCUGACAUCCCGAGUGUUUUUGACCGAUGCGUAAAGUGCCACACCUGUGAACAAGAAUACACCCAGAAAUGCACUCCUACCACAAAUGCUAAAUGUUCAUGUGGCAUUGGUUUCCUGUGUUCUGACAAUUUGUGCUCUUCUUGUGAGAAAGACAAAUGUGUCAUCGGGGAAAUACGCAAGGUAACAGUUGUUGUGGCCAAUAAACUGACAAAGUUUCAAUAUAAAUGUGAACCUAUAUGCCUGGAUCAUCAGUACUAUGAUGAGAAGAAAAACAUCUGCAUCCCAAGAACACAGUGCAGUGCCCACGGACUUGAUGAGGUUUUUGCUGGUAACAAAAGCCACAAUGCAAUAUGCCAGUCACAAGAGAUGCAGAAGAUAUAUAUGGUUGUCAUUGCUGGAUUUGUCCUAGUCGUCGCCACCGUUAUGGUGUUUUUAUCUUACCACUUAGCAAAGUUGAUAAAAAAGAUUAAAGCCUCCCAGGCUGUUGUGGCCACCAAUGGUCAGAUCUGGCCAUUGUCAAUGGAGGAGUCUGCAACCCCUGAAAACAAAGUGGAGAGCUUUGGAUGAAAACAUUAACAGUGUCAAACAGGACUUUAUAUCUUGGCCACUGCGCUCUGAGAGAUGGGCAGAGAGAGAGUGGCAGAUUGAGUUUUUAGUCCACUGAAGGUUAUACAAAGCUUUUGAAAAAAAAAAAAUUAAGAAUAGGGUGACACAGAAGUUGAUUUGAGCAGUUAAGAUGACCACUUGUUCAUCAAUGAGAUGUUUGUAUCUCUUGUUUACUGAUACAAGAGUGGAGUUGGAUCUUAAAGGUCCUAUAUUGCACAAAAUGAAUUCUUGUGAGCUUUAAGCUGUGUUAUAAUGUUAUCUCAGCAAAAAGAUACCCAGAGUUGUGUUUGGUUUCAUUCAUACGUGUUUAUUAUUAGUUUAUA
Messenger RNA from Periophthalmus magnuspinnatus, 1115 nucleotides. It is a transcript of the gene tnfrsf18, whose product is annotated as tumor necrosis factor receptor superfamily, member 18. The record is from RefSeq and is a predicted model, not a curated record. Gene Ontology annotation, molecular function: protein binding. Gene Ontology annotation, biological process: negative regulation of alpha-beta T cell proliferation; positive regulation of cytokine production involved in immune response; positive regulation of peptidyl-tyrosine phosphorylation. Gene Ontology annotation, cellular component: external side of plasma membrane. NCBI's taxonomy places the organism in Eukaryota, Metazoa, Chordata, Actinopteri, Gobiiformes, Gobiidae. The transcript is spliced from 7 exons. Bases 1 to 753 code for a protein of 250 amino acids.